This is a messenger RNA of Entrophospora candida, 2317 nucleotides long. The record is from the annotation of a GenBank genome assembly. NCBI's taxonomy places the organism in Eukaryota, Fungi, Glomeromycota, Glomeromycetes, Entrophosporales, Entrophosporaceae.
CAAAGAACCUCAAGUUUUAUUAGAAAAGGCCUCAUUUUUGUCUUUUCUACAUAAUUUUGAUCUGCAUACUGACGACGGUCCAUCUAAUAAUAGAACUAAAAUGUCGACAGAUACUCAACUCUUUUCACCUGCUCUUGACAAAAUUAGACUUUAUUUCGAUGCAGAAUUGCCGUUACAAGUUACCAUAGAGGACUUAGCAAAUUGGUUAAAGACUCAAAGCGUAUGCAUAACCACUCAUAAGCUUCAAAAUAUUUUACAAGAACAUUCGGGAGAAUUUUCUUUGACGAAAUCAUCCGAGAAUAACCAAACAAUUGUUAAAUUAAAAAAAAUAGUAAAUCCUCAAGAGCCACAACACAAUUAUAUAGAUUCUAAUGCUAGAUCGCUUAGUAUUAUAUCAGGAGAUUUAAUAGACUUCAGUAAUAAUAAUGUUGACAAAAUUAUUAAAAAUAAUUCUUUUUACGUUUCAGAGAAUUCUUUAAUUUUAUCUAAUAAUGAACAACAACAAUGGCGACAAUUGCAAAAUCAACCAAAUAGUAAGAUUAAUCAAAUUAAUAAUGAUAAUGAUGAAACAGUGAAGGCUUUAAAAAAUUAUCUGGAUAAAUUUUUGAUUGAUUCUAUUUACGAGGUAGAAAGAUAUCUAAAACGUUCUGGUGUUUUAAAGGACGGAGAAAUCAAUGAAAUUUUAUUUGAAGAUCAGGAUAUUUUUCAUGUUCAUAAAGUAAAAGGUAUUACUUGUGUUAAACUUAGAAACCCGGCUAAGAUUAUUGAUGAACAUUCUUUAACAAUGAUUAAUAAUAGAAUUGAACAAACAGAAAGUCUAAUUAAAGAAUAUAUUAAAAAAAAUUAUUCUGAAAAUGGUGUGACAAGCACCGAAUUAUUAAUAUAUCUUAGGGGGGUAAAAGGCACAAUCUCCUAUGAAUUCAAAGAGUUUCUUAAAAAUUGUUCAAACUCAUUUAAUUGUUAUGAAAACGAUGGAAUUUUAUUUGUAGAGAAUAAGCCUGGGAUCAAGCAAAGAAUAUAUUUUUCAAUUGAUAUUCAUGGAAAAGAUUUAAACAUCAAGGAAAUUUCUGGCGAAAUAUACAUAUGUCUUAAACCGACAGAUCACAAUAUAUUAUGUCACGUUCGUAGAUAUCUCUUAGAAUACGGGAGAGUCCAACUUUCCCUAAUUGGUGAUUACUUGAAACGUUUAGAUUUUUCCCCAAAACUUAGAUUAAAAGAAUUUUUAUCUUCUUCACCAGAUUAUGUGUUUAAUUCUGAAUCAACUUCCGCUUUUAUAAAAUCCAAAGAGAUUGAGAUCGUUAGGAGCAUUCGUGAAUUGUUCAAAAAUGAUAAAAGGAUGGUUUCACUUUCUGUCGUUUCUGAUUACCUUAAUAAAAGCAUAAACUAUCCUCGUUCUAAAGUUAUGUCACUUUUAGAGAAUUAUACAGAAUUCGAUUUUUAUCAAGAUUCGAAAGGAAUAAUGGUAGUGCAUAGAUUAUCUAGAUUUGACCCUAAGCCAAAAGAACUCAUUCGUAAAUUGAUAAUAUACGGAAAUGGAAAAGUUAAAUUGUCCACAUUGAAUGCACACCUAAAUUGGAACGGUAAUUACUCUGAAUAUAAAUUACUUGAUUUUAUUAAGAAAAGCGACGAAUUCCAACAGAUUAAUAAUUAUUAUCGAGGAAAGCACAAUGUGAAUAAUGAAUUUUCAUCAAAUUUGGUUGGAAAUUAUAACAAUAGCAACAAUAAUAUGAUCGCUGCUGAAAAUUUAGAACUAGCAAAUUUUAAUAAAUCAAAAUUUCAUCAGCCUAAAGAUUGGUUGGAAACUAACGAAUUCAAUAUUAAUCAAGUUUCUUUAACAAAAUCUGUUGAAUUUAAUCAUCAUCCAAAUCAAGUAUCAUCUUUAACAUCAUUAUCAGCAAAAAUACCUGAAUAUAACAACAAUAAUAUUAAAGACGACACUGAAUCAUCAUCAUCAUUCACGAUCAAUACAUCAACCUUAAAAAAGUCAAGAGCGGAACCAUCUGAAUCGUUGCGAUCAUACAAUCCAAGCUCGGCGGAUAAAAUAAUUUCACGAGUGGAUUCAAAUGAUGCUAAGGAAGUACUUCGUGAAUUUCUCAUAAAUCAAGAAAAACAACUUUUUUCUUCUUUUAAAACGAUUGAAUCGUGGAAAGAUUAUUCAGAGACAAAUUUAAAAAGACAUCAAGUUGAAAUUAAGACGCGUGAUGAAGAAAUUAAAAGAUGUCAUCAAGAAAUUGAAGGAUUAAAUAAAAUUAUAGCUAAACUGCAAAUGGAAAAUGAUAAUUUAAGACAUUAUGAUAUGACUGGCUUUUACAACUGA